Molecule: messenger RNA, 1374 nt
Organism: Oncorhynchus tshawytscha (Chinook salmon)
Lineage: Eukaryota; Metazoa; Chordata; Actinopteri; Salmoniformes; Salmonidae
Product: protein Wnt-7b-like
Exons: 4
Coding region: 271-1332 (353 amino acids)
Biological process (GO): multicellular organism development; positive regulation of JNK cascade; neuron differentiation
Cellular component (GO): extracellular region
Molecular function (GO): cytokine activity; frizzled binding
Source: RefSeq, a predicted model, not a curated record
GAGGACAACCACAUUAACACCACUGCCGUCAAGUGAUGACCCGUCCAGUCUCCUCAUCCGAAGCCAACGCUACUACCGGGGGCUUGGAGCUGCAUAGCACCAACGCUCCGCGGACUGACCCCAAGAACUAGACGCGAUUAACCCAAAGAAGCGAACAGAGAUUUGUUUGAUUCGAACUCCCAGGACUACUUAUCUUCUAAAGGAAUGAUUUAACUAAUUUCAUUUUCCCCCUCACUCAAGCAAGCAGCGGCCGUUGUGUUCAAUUACACCAUGCUCAUUGUCUCGUCCCGCAUUGCGCUGCUGUCCGUCUACUAUCCCCAGAUCUUCCUCAUCCUCACCAGCGGUAGCUACCUGGCAUUGUCCUCGGUGGUAGCGUUGGGUGCUAACAUCAUUUGCAACAAGAUCCCUGGACUGGCCCCAAGGCAGCGUACCCUCUGCCAGAGCCGCCCGGACGCCAUCAUCGUCAUCGGCGAGGGUGCACAGCUGGGCAUCAAUGAAUGCCAGUACCAGUUCCGCUAUGGCCGCUGGAACUGCUCCGCCCUGGGCGAGAGGACCGUAUUUGGACAAGAGCUGAGAGUAGGUAGCCGAGAGGCGGCUUUCACCUAUGCCAUCACUGCGGCUGGCGUGGCACAUUCGGUGACAACAGCGUGUAGUCAGGGCAACCUGAGCCAGUGUGGCUGCGACUGGGAGAAGCAGGGCUACCAAGACCAGGAGGAGGGCUGGAAGUGGGGAGGCUGCUCGGCCAACAUCAAGUACGGCGUGGAGUUCUCCAUACGCUUCGUAGAUGCCCGAGAGAUCAAGAAGAACGCCCGACGUCUGAUGAACCUGCAUAAUAAUGAGGCAGGACGAAAGAUCCUGGAGCAGCAUAUGAAGCUGGAGUGUAAGUGUCACGGCGUGUCGGGCUCCUGCACAACCAAGACCUGCUGGACCACCCUACCCAAGUUCCGGGAGAUCGGCUACGUCCUGAAAGAGCGCUAUGGCGAGGCGGUCCAAGUCGAACCGGUCCAGGCCUCGCGUCUCCGUCAACCCUCCUUCCUGCAUCUGAAGGAGUCACGGGGGUACCAGAAACCCACGGACACAGAUUUGGUCUACCUGGAGAGGUCUCCUAACUACUGCGAGGAGGACACGGCGACAGGGAGCACAGGGACGCGGGGGAGGCUGUGUAACCACACGUCACCCCAUACCGACGGCUGCAAUCUGAUGUGUUGUGGUAGAGGCCACAACACCCACCAGUACACCCGCGUGUGGCAGUGCAACUGCAAGUUCCAGUGGUGCUGUUUUGUGAAGUGUAACAUGUGCAGUGCGAGGUCUGAGGUGUUCACCUGCAAAUGAUGGAUGGAUGGAUGGAUGGAUGGAGGAGGGGGACGGAGAGAG